AGGGAGCAAGAGAGGGAAAUGGAGAAACGGAUUCAUUUAGAGCUGCGGAACAGGAUGCCCUCUGAUGUGAAAGAGCUUGUCCUGGACAACUGUCGGUCAUAUGAUGGUAAAAUCGAAGGCCUCACAGAUGAAUUUGAAGAACUGGAGUUCUUAAGUACAAUCAACGUAGGCAUCUCUUCAGUUGCAAACUUACCAAAGUUAAACAAACUUAAGAAGCUUGAACUAAGUGACAACAGAAUCUCGGGAGGACUGGAAGUAUUGGCAGAAAAGUGCCCGAACCUCACACAUCUAAAUCUAAGUGGAAACAAAAUAAAAGACCUCAGUACAAUAGACCCGCUGAAAAAGUUAGAAAACCUCAAGAGCUUAGAUCUUUUUAAUUGUGAGGUUACUAACUUGAAUGACUACAGAGAAAAUGUUUUCAAACUCCUCCCCCAACUCACAUACCUUGAUGGCUAUGACCGAGAUGACAAGGAGGCCCCUGACUCGGAUGUUGAGGGGUACGUGGAGGGGCUUGAAGAUGACGAGGAAGAUGAAGACGAGGAAGAGUAUGAUGAAGAUGCCCAGGUAGUGGAGGAUGAAGAAGAUGAUGAUGAGGAAGAAGAAGGAGAAGAGGAGGACGUGAGUGGAGAAGAAGAGGAGGAUGAGGAAGGUUACAAUGAUGGGGAGGUCGAUGAUGAAGAAGAUGAAGAUGAAGUUGGGGAAGAAGAAAAGGGACAGAAGAGAAAACGAGAACCCGAAGAUGGGGGAGAUGAAGAUGACUAAAGGAAUAACCUAUUUUGAAAAAUUCCUAUUGUGAUUUGACUGUUUUUACCCAUAUUUCCUUCUUCCCAACCCCACCUUACUCCCGAAACUUAUUUUUUUCUGAUUGUAAUGUUGCUGUGGGAAUGAGAGGGGAAAAGUGGACUGGGUGGGGGGUGGGAAGGGGUGGAAUAAAGUACUAUUUUUACUGCCGCUCUUAAAUUUUUUUUCCUACUUUUUCUUUGUGUCUGGUUUAGUCCCCGUGAAUGCAAGUAUAAACCAAGUGGUUCUAUCUGUUUCUUAUUUUGGGAGUGGAGAGUAUUGGCUUCCUCACAUUUUAGAAAUAUUGGUGGCUGACAUUUCCCCAGAUGGGUAGGCUCUGGGCUUGGGUUUGUCCCAUCAGAGCCGAGGAUGCAUAUGGAAUACCAGCCAUAUUCUAGGUGCUACUCUGCAUGGCACAGGCAUAAUCACCCACCCACCCACUGCAGCAGGGGGAGGCUGCUAUACUGAGCAGGUGAUGUCUUGUUUCUUGUUCCCAAGUGAUUUGCCACUUUCAGCCUGGGCUGCCCCUGAACCCCUUGGAGGAUCAGAAUCAUGUAUGUGGUUUGUAAAUAGCAACCAAUGGGACGGUUUCAUGGUGGGUUGGGGUGGGUGGGUCUUGGUUUGA
Gracilinanus agilis (Agile Gracile Mouse Opossum) is the source of this 1405-nucleotide messenger RNA. It is a transcript of the gene ANP32A, whose product is annotated as acidic nuclear phosphoprotein 32 family member A. Gene Ontology annotation, cellular component: nucleus; perinuclear region of cytoplasm. Lineage: Eukaryota; Metazoa; Chordata; Mammalia; Didelphimorphia; Didelphidae. The record is from RefSeq and is a predicted model, not a curated record. The transcript has 7 exons. Bases 19 to 762 code for a protein of 247 amino acids. Gene Ontology annotation, molecular function: histone binding. Gene Ontology annotation, biological process: regulation of apoptotic process; nucleocytoplasmic transport.